CGGCCUCAUCUCGCACUCGUCUUCUCUCUUCACCUCAUCCUCUCCGUCCUACACCAGCACGGGACUACGCGGGUCGCCGCGGAAGGUGAUUUACUCGUCUGCUUACUCGCCUCAUCGCUGCGCGAUCUUCACAGGACAUUGACGAUACGGCGAGACGGGGGGCACGAUGGAGUGGUUGACUUUCCCUGCCUGCACUGAGCAGGAUCUUCACUCCACCUGUCAGGGUCACUUCCAGUAGCCAUGCUCGCUGAGACAACCCCCAGCGACCUUACGGCCGCCUCUCUCUCUCUCGCGUGAUCUCCAGUGCCCAUGCCCUGAGGGUGCGUCCCCCGCCCCCACCCGGCCCCCUUCGUGUGUCUACCCGGUGAGACCGGAAGCUGGAAGGACAUGCGACAUGGCACUCUUGCCCGCGCCCCGUCACAAGGUAUACGAGCAUCGGUACUCUUGCCGGAAAGACGCGCUCUAUUCCUGCCGCCAUGGUCUUGGCGUGACUCUCCCUCUCCUCCUCAUGCUGGGAAAGGAAGGAGGGGGGGUAUUCGCGCCAUCCACUCUCUGCGAAAUGAACGAGUGUACGACGGCCGGCGCGCAUCUGCGACCGUCGUGGUGGCUAACGCUCUGCUUGACGGAAUCGUCGUCGUCAAUGUCGAGGUUCAUUGGUAAGCUUUAAGCAGCUCCUGUACGGUAGCGAAUUCGCAGGCACGACGGCAGUGGCCGCGCAUGGGUACGACGACGCCGAGAGGAUGCUCUUGGAGAAAGUGACGGGCCUAUGAGUCGGUGUGAAGGGCGCUAAUGGCGUAUCGCCUCGUACACCGCAGCGGAACUCGGGGAAAGGAAGCGUAACGAGAGCCUCCAGUCAUGAACUCGUGCUUCUUGUAGGUGUACACCCCCUGCGUCACCCAGCGCGCAUGUGACUACGUGCACGGUGCAGCAGCCGGGUUGCAUCGCUCCUCGGCUGUGUUCAGUGUGGGGUGGGGUACCACACCCUCCUCGAUGGGGCGUAGGGGGUGACAAAUAUCGCCCGCUACCGUGUCGCCGCCCCCCCCCCCUGCUGCACCACGACGGUCCCGCCCCUGGCGUCAUCGACCCGUCGUGCCUCCCCCGCAUCCACUGCGAAAACCGUAGCCACCGUGUGCAACGGGCAACGUAGAGGUUCUUGUGUCGGGCGGCGGUGCAGUAGGCAGUUGUCCUGGCUGCCCUCGGCAGUGAUCGACAUCACGCCGCCGUCACCGCGGUAGUGUUACCCUUAGUUGAAGUAAGGUUCCUCCAUGUGCUCUCGGUAGUACCGGUGCUGACCGCAACCGUGCUUGCCCCUACAAAUUAUCUCGCCCUCUUUCGCCAACUGGAUUUGCCCGGCAAAGGGGGUAUGUGAACUGGAAGGAGGUGCGGCACUUUGUUCUCUCCUGAGAAGGCUUUAGCUAGCCACUCUCCUUCUGGUGGCUGGGUGAGUUCCAGCGUGACAUGUGCACCUGCAAGCGCAGCGUAACGCUGCAGCUACGAUCCUUUCACGACUGUGAAUACGUGCUGCUGCACGCUGAGAAUCUGUUCUAGUCUCGGCGAGACGAUGUGUCAAGUGUUUGUUUCGGGUACCUCUGCGUGUGUUCGCGUGUGCGUGCCUGGGCUGCGGCUGCUACACCCAUCGAGCAGGAUGUGCGCGUCGUUGCGAUGUGCCGCGCUGCUCUGCCGUUUUUUCUUUCCCGUUGGCCUCUGCUGACUCUCCUGAUGAUGUCUGAGCACCACCUGGCAUGAGGGGCCCAGCGUUCGCUGUUUGUAGGAGAGUCGUACAGCCUGCCGCCGGCCGUUGGUUAUUCAUUGCGAGCUCUUGGUGCUGGCGGAAAGCCCUGGGCCGAUGUGCUGCCGGCGACAGCUGCGGUCAUGACGAUCGCGCUCGGACCUGUCGACCACGAAUUGUGUCGGUGGUUCAGCGACUAGGCGCCUCCGCCCACCCUUUUUCUGUCGUUGCACUAUUACGAUGGUGGCUGAGCAACUCCAAAAUGAGUUUGGUCGCCCCAGUUCGUUGGCAGAGCCGUGGUGCGGCAGCGGCAGAGGCGAAGUGUGGCUGUACGCCCCUACGUGUGGACCUCUUCGUUGUUGAGCGGAUGCGUUGAGGCGAGCGAAACAAACAAAGGGCCGCUCGCCCACACUGCGCGCCCCACUGCCCCCGUCUCUCUCCCUCUCUCUCUCUACUCCGAGCACUGUCUCGCGCGUUUCCCGAAUAACGAGUGUGCGCAUCCCCGCAGUGGGCGACAUUACCAGUCGCCUGUGCCGGUGAGCUCAGUAGCUACCGAGAGGACCAGAAGAGGGUGGGGACAAGACGGGUGCAUUGCUUUGGCGCCUAGUUAG
Messenger RNA from Leishmania braziliensis MHOM/BR/75/M2904, 2340 nucleotides. The record is from the annotation of a RefSeq genome assembly. NCBI's taxonomy places the organism in Eukaryota, Euglenozoa, Kinetoplastea, Trypanosomatida, Trypanosomatidae.